Messenger RNA from Benincasa hispida (wax gourd), 1726 nucleotides. RefSeq names its product pyruvate dehydrogenase (acetyl-transferring) kinase, mitochondrial-like. Gene Ontology annotation, biological process: regulation of glucose metabolic process; protein phosphorylation. Gene Ontology annotation, cellular component: mitochondrion. Lineage: Eukaryota; Viridiplantae; Streptophyta; Magnoliopsida; Cucurbitales; Cucurbitaceae. Gene Ontology annotation, molecular function: pyruvate dehydrogenase (acetyl-transferring) kinase activity. The record is from RefSeq and is a predicted model, not a curated record.
AUUGAAAAGAAAAACCAAUUUCUAUUUUUUGUAUAAGAACUAGUCCGAAAGAAGCAACAAUCACAGCCCCAAAUCCAAUUCAUCUGUCCACCUGUUUCAAUUUGCGCAUCCAUUAUUACGAUCUGCUUUAAAUUCCAACCCUAAACAAUUCUCUCUGAAGAAGAAGAAGAAGAAGAAGAAGAAGAAAAUCAACUGCCUCGUUAAUUCCUUUAUACAAGGCAAUUCUACCAAAACAAGCAAAAAAACAACACACUCGUUAACUUCCUCGUCGUCUUCUUCCUUCUUCUCUGCUUUUGUCUUCCAGUUUUUGGUUUGCAUGCCGGUUCUUUCAUCCAUUUCCUUCGUGGGUUUUUCCUUUUGGGCUUCUUCUUUGAGCCAUGGCGGCUAAAAAGCUCUGUGAAACCUUCUCCAAGAGCCUGAUCGACGAGGUUCAGAAAUGGGGUUGUAUGAAACAGACUGGGGUUAGCUUAAGAUACAUGAUGGAGUUUGGUUCGAAGCCCACUCCCAAGAAUUUGCUCAUUUCUGCUCAGUUUCUUCAUAAGGAGCUUCCAAUUCGGAUUGCUAGAAGGGCUAUUGAACUUGAGAAUCUUCCUUAUGGCCUCUCUGUGAAACCUGCCGUUUUGAAGGUUCGAGACUGGUAUGUCGAUUCUUUCCGUGACCUUCGUUCCUUUCCCGAGAUAAAGAGUUCAGAUGAUGAAAAAGAGUUUACACAAAUGAUAAAAGCAAUUAAGGUGAGACACAACAAUGUGGUUCCAACGAUGGCUUUAGGUGUUCGACAGCUGAAGAAAGGCCUAGGUCUAAAUAAUAUCGGGUCUCUAGAUCUUCAUGAGAUUCAUCAGUUUUUGGAUCGCUUCUACAUGUCAAGAAUUGGGAUUCGCAUGCUCAUUGGGCAGCAUGUGGAAUUACACAAUCCCAAUCCCCCUCCUGACCGUGUAGGAUAUAUACACACAAAAAUGUCCCCUGUGGAGGUUGCGCAGAGCGCUAGUGAGGAUGCUCGUGCAAUCUGUUUACGUGAGUAUGGCAGUGCCCCUAAUAUCAAAAUCUAUGGAGAUCCGAGUUUUACAUUUCCUUACGUUCCAACCCACUUGCAUCUCAUGGUCUUUGAGUUGGUUAAGAACUCGUUACGUGCCGUGCAAGAGCGUUUCAUGGAUUCUGAUAAAGUUGCUCCUCCAGUUAGAAUCAUAGUUGCUGAUGGAAUUGAGGAUGUCACUAUUAAGGUAUCAGAUGAGGGUGGUGGCAUACCCCGAAGUGGGCUUCCUAGAAUUUUCACUUACCUCUACACCACUGCAAAAGACCCUCUGGACGAACAUCCAGAUCUGGGAACCGCGGAUUUGGUGACAAUGGCUGGCUAUGGUUAUGGCCUUCCGAUAAGCCGUCUUUAUGCUCGUUAUUUUGGCGGGGAUCUGCAAAUGAUCUCCAUGGAAGGAUACGGAACAGAUGCAUAUCUUCACCUGUCUCGUCUGGGGGAUUCACAAGAGCCACUGCCAUGAGGAAAAAGGAAGAAUCCCAUCCCAUGGAAGAUUUGGUAUUGAAAUUCAUCCAAUUGUAAUAACUUGGAAUUUUUAAUAAGCUUACUAUUCCCUUUCCCUUUCCCUUGUAUAUUCUGCCUUUUGCUUUAUGCAAAAAGAGCAUUUUCUCUGCCAUUUGGAAGUUAUUCCAUUGGGUUAACUUUCAGGCAUUUCUUUCCCCUUUCAAAAAAAUGAAAAAAUUAUUAGCAUUUAAAAAA